Molecule: messenger RNA, 2715 nt
Organism: Necator americanus (New World hookworm)
Lineage: Eukaryota; Metazoa; Nematoda; Chromadorea; Rhabditida; Ancylostomatidae
Exons: 26
Coding region: 1-2715 (904 amino acids)
Biological process (GO): regulation of DNA-templated transcription; DNA-templated transcription; chromatin remodeling
Cellular component (GO): nucleus; HIR complex; chromatin
Molecular function (GO): protein binding; nucleosome binding
Source: RefSeq, a predicted model, not a curated record
AUGGCGUCCAUCAAGUCCACUCCUCUUCUCUCCACAUCGGUUCGAGCUAACGGAUGCACCUCACGAAUCCUACAUGGGUACACCAUGAAGGGGGUGCUAUCUACUCAGUGGAUAUCCAUCCAACUAUGGAUAAAUUGGCUUCAUGUGGCCAAGGAGAUGUUGAGUGAGAAAGCAUAUGCUGAUUUAACGUGCCAUAAGGUCCUAGCCAGAAUACAACAUCAAGCUGGAGUAAACUGUGUACGAUGGUCUCAUGAUGGUGCUUUGCUAGCUUGUGCUUCAGACGAUAAAGUGAUUACUAUCUAUGAGUACGGAGGUCGUGUACAGUCGGCUGGUUCUAUAGGAAGCAAAAAUGUUGUAAAUGUGGAAAAAUAUCGCCUCACCCAUACGCUUCACACUCAUUCUAUGGAGGUGUUAAGUGUAGAAUGGUCCAGUGACGGUCGCUACAUGGCGUCUGCAUCUAUGGAUAAUACGGUUGUCGUUUGGAAUGCAAAAAAGCUGCCAGAACGGAUCGUUGUACUAGAUAAUUCACGUGGUGGGCACAAUGGUCCAGUUAAAGGAUUGAGUUGGGAUCCAAUCGGGAAAUAUCUGGCCACGCAAUCGGCUGAUAAGUCGCUUCGACUGUGGACCACAGAUAACUGGCAGUGCGAUACGGUGAUCACAAAACCAUUCAGUCAGAGCAGUCAAACAACGAUGUUCUCAAGGCUAGAUUGGUCUCCUGACGGUCAAUUUUUAUUUGCCCCAUGUGCUAUGAAUAAUCAAGGACCAACAGCACAAAUUAUUAUGCGAAAAGAUUGGGACACGGACCUGGAUCUUGUCGGUCAUCGGCGGGCUGUAACUGCAAUCCGUGUAUGUCCACGUCUUCUUUCUUAUGUGGAUUACGCAGGAAAAACAAUCCAGGUUACGUGCGUUGCAAUCGGGUCACGUGAUAAAUCGCUGUCAGUGUGGGUCCUACCACGAGUAAAGCGACCAGUAGUGGUGCUGCAACGACUCUUCAAGCACUCUGUUACGGAUAUGUCGUGGCGCGGCACAGAUCUGGUGGUAUCUUCUCAAGAUGGCUCUAUAAAAUAUCUCUCUUUUCGAGAGAAAGAGCUUGGAACGAUGUUAACAUCACAGAAAAUGGGGAACGUCUGUGAAUCCCUUUACAAAAUUCGACCGGCUCAGUACUGUAACUACAGCAAUGGAAAUGCAUUAGAUACACCUUCAAAAGCAAACAGUUCAUUCAUUGACUCGCCGGAAGAGUUGAUGGCGAAAAGAAAGGCUGAGGCGGCUAUAACUAAGGAAUCGACAAAAUCUGCAGAAGUGACAGCGCCGGUUGCGAAACCUACGCAGACCGCCACAACCAAAUCGCUUACGGAACAGAGGCAACAGCAAGUCGAGGUUCGAACGUCCGACGGAAAACGCCGAAUCCAGCCGAUAUUUCUCGGAUCAACCGUUGACGAUGAGCUGGCACCAGCACCUCCUUCAGGCGCUAGCAAAGCACAACCUCCAUCUGAAGCUGCGCUCACGGAAGAUCCAAUGACGUCCGAUGGAGACGAAACUGGCGGACGGGACAAAUCCCCAUCGAAGUCAGUAGGCCGGUUGGCUUCAACUGAUGAUUCUAUGGUAGAAAGCACAGACGAGGACGUGGAUUCUUCAGACGUUGACGCGAAGGGUGAAAAAGAAACGCCACAAUUUGACGAGUUAAGUAGAAGAACGAAAAUGAUGAUGGCAGACUUUAAGAAACCUACUCUUCGUCCAGUAGAUUCAACUAGAGUUGAGGUGACACCCGCAAGUGCUGUUCUGGAUGUGCCAGAACAACGUCCAACGAUCAGCGAAGGAGUGCAAGGGGUGCUUGGUGAUACAAUAGAAGUGGACAACGACUGGAUUAUGGGUGGUGUUAGAGCCAGCAAAAUAUCCUAUCAUCAUUCACGAAAUCCCAUUUGGAGUGCAGAAAUCGGGCCGUCUGUGGCUGUUGUCGUAGCGAAUCGAUUUUGGACCGUUGCUGGAUGUUAUGAUCGUAGCGUUUUUGUGUAUGCAAGCAGCAACGGGAGGUUACACUUUCGCAAUCAACUAGAUUCUGCACCAGUUCGUUUAGGGAUCAAUGGUCAUAAGAUGUACAUAUUGACACAGACAGGUCACUUAAGCACAUGGGAUGUUGACAAAAUGAGGGCCAUAUUAUCCAGACAAUCUAUUGCAGAUUGUGUUGCGAAAGAUGCGAAUUUGACCUCAAUAUCGGUGACACCCACAGGGAUACCGUUGCUGGGCUUCUCAACUGGCAAUAUUUUUACAUUCUCUUUGGAUAUGAACUGUUGGCAAAUAGUUGAUUCGAUGACACCUCUAAUGAAGCUAUGUGACUCGAUAGAUGGCGAUGAGUUGCCUGAUGGACCAGUUGGACGACUUUUGAAGCGACGGAAGCGACCUGGACUCCUGCCGUCCAUUCCAAGGACAGUGAGUUUAUCAGUGAAGGAGUCGUUGCUGGAAGGCUGGCUGCAGGCUGCGAAAACGGCUGGCAGUUCUAUGGAUUAUCGCGGUUUGCUAAUGACCUAUGUGCAACAGUUGGUCCGGAAUCGAUCCCUCUCCAAGAUUUCUGACGUUUUAAACGAUCUCAACGAACAAGGCAGUGUUUGUGGAGUGCUGCGAAGUGCACUGAGAGAAGAUGUCGAAAAGAUAGUUAUUUCCGAUCCUGUGACAUCAUCGUUAGUGAGACCGAAGGAUGCUGGUGGUUUAGUGUUUUAA